Molecule: messenger RNA, 2027 nt
Organism: Psammomys obesus (fat sand rat)
Lineage: Eukaryota; Metazoa; Chordata; Mammalia; Rodentia; Muridae
Gene: Ncaph2
Product: non-SMC condensin II complex subunit H2
Exons: 20
Coding region: 95-1894 (599 amino acids)
Biological process (GO): meiotic chromosome condensation; mitotic sister chromatid separation
Cellular component (GO): nucleus; condensin complex
Molecular function (GO): chromatin binding
Source: RefSeq, a predicted model, not a curated record
ACACCAAAAUGCCGCCACAACCAGUGGCUGGUUAAGCUUGCUGGCCCUAUCCGGAGCCAGAGUAUGGUCCCGGGCCUGUAGUCCCUUUCUGGACAUGGAGGAUGUGGAGGUGCGCUUUGCUCACCUCCUGCAGCCCAUCCGGGAUCUCACUAAGAACUGGGAGGUGGAUGUGGCGACCCAGCUGGGCGAGUAUCUGGAGGAGCUGGACCAGAUCUGCAUUUCUUUUGAUGAAGGCAAAACCACAAUGAACUUCAUUGAGGCAGCACUGUUGAUCCAGGGCUCAGCCUGUGUCUACAGUAAAAAGGUGGAGUACCUCUACUUGCUGGUCUACCAGGCUCUCGAUUUUAUUUCUGGCAAGAGGCAAGCCAAGCAGCUCUCUGUACAGGAAGAUGGGAGCAACAGGGCUGUCAAUUCAAGGACGCCCGAUGAAACAGAGGAUGAGCUCCUGUCACUGGAUGACUUCCCUGACUCCCGGGCUAAUGUGGAUCUGAAAAAUGACCAGGCAUGCAGUGAGCUGCUUAUCAUACCCCUUCUGCCCAUGGCCCUGGUGGCCCCUGAUGAAUUGGAAAAGAACAACAGCCCCUUGUAUAGUUGUCAGGGUGAGGUCUUGGCCAGCCGGAAGGAUUUCAGGAUGAACACGUCUACCCCUCACCCCAGAGGCUCCUUUAUGUUGGAUCCAGUGGGGAUGUGUCCUGUGGAGCCUGUGGAUGUCUACCCCGUGACAAGCCAGAAAGAUGCUGAGGAACAGCCAAUGGAAGUUUGUAGGAAUGGCAGUCCUGUUCCUGUACUCAACAUCUCCCAAGAGCCAGAAGGCCCAGUGCUCAGCGGUGGAGAUGAGGAUGCAGAGGAUGUAGCAGAGCUUCCGGAGGUUGCUCUAGAGCCUGCAGAGCCCAGGACCUCACAGCAGGAUGUCACCUUGCCAAGGAGAUACAUGCUGAGGGAACGACAAGGGGCCCUGGAACCUUCCUCCCGGCUACAGGAGACCCCAGACCCCUGGCAGAGCCUGGACCCCUUUGACUCCCUGGACUUUAAGCUCUUCCAGAAAGGGAAACCCUAUUCUGUGCCAUCCUGUGUGGAAGAGACGCCAGGACAGAAGCGCAAGAGGAAGGGUAUCACCAAGCUACAGGACUUCCACCAGUGGUACCUAGCUGCCUAUGCUGAACAUACUGAAGGCAGGAGGCUUCGGCGGAAGGGCCCAACCUUUGCAGACAUGGAAGUCCUGUACUGGAAACAUGUAAAAGAACAACUAGAGACCCUUCAGAAGCUGCGGAGACGUAAGGUGACUGAGAGAUGGCUGCCCAGGGCCAAGGAGGAUCUAUGGCCUGUAGAGGAGGAACGCUUGGAAGAGUCCCUAGAAGAACUAGGGGUAGCAGCAGAUGACUUUCUAGAGCCUGAAGAGUAUGCAAAGCCUGAGGAGGUGAUGCCUGGGGAAGCUGCUGACCUAGAUGCAGAGGCCAUGCCAGAGUCCCUGAGAUACGAGGAGCUGGUCCGAAGAAAUGUGGAACUCUUCAUUGCCACCUCCCAGAAGUUUGUUCAGGAGACAGAGCUGAGCCAACGCAUCAGGGACUGGGAAAACACCAUUCAGCCCGUGCUCCAGGAGCAGGAGCAGCACGUGCCCUUUGAUAUCCACACCUAUGGGGACCAGUUGGUUUCACGGUUCCCCCAGCUCAAUGAGUGGUGUCCCUUUGCAGAGCUUGUAGCUGGGCAGCCUGCUUUUGAGGUGUGCCGCUCCAUGCUGGCCUCCUUGCAACUAGCUAAUGACUAUACGGUGGAGAUCACCCAGCAGCCAGGACUGGAGGCAGCUGUGGACACCAUGUCUCUGAGACUGCUUACACACCAGCGAGCUCACACGCGCUUCCAGACCUAUGCUGCCCCAUCCAUGGCCCAGCCUUGAGUGCAGAGUGCUGAGGCAGGGGUGGAAGGCAGUACAUACAUGGAAGCCUUGUGCCCCUAAUGUGCUGUGGGGCCAUCUACUCCAGUGCUGCCUACUGGCUGGCCUAGCCUAAUAAAGUGGUAUUGCUACCGUA